Molecule: messenger RNA, 2317 nt
Organism: Cryptococcus deneoformans JEC21
Lineage: Eukaryota; Fungi; Basidiomycota; Tremellomycetes; Tremellales; Cryptococcaceae
Exons: 2
Coding region: 63-2039 (658 amino acids)
Source: RefSeq, a predicted model, not a curated record
CAUCAAUUCGUUCACAUUUCCCUCCCCGGUCUUCCUCGCCAGCUCGGGAGGUAUUUUAUAUCAUGCCGCAACUGACGGAAAUCGAUGUGCUCACGUACUACUCCUCAGUAGUUUGCGGCCUCCUGCAGCCGGGAUCCUCGUCCUUGACAUCUGUCCCCAAGGUUGCGUCGCGUCAAGAUGUUGGUGACGACGUCAACAUGAAAUCCCCCCAAAACGUGAUAGAUAACAAUGUAAGGAAGAAGGAAAAGAAGCCAAAGGGAAAAAGGGGCAAUCAAAAUAUGACGCAAGCAGUAGAACCAGGCGUUAAACCUGUGGAGGAAGCUGUGAUUGCCGUAGUUGAGCCGAAGGACAAGGAGAGACAAUCGAAAAGGGGGAAGAAGAGGAGUCUGAACGCCAGUAUCUCCAUUACUGAGGAUCUGGAGCAAAACCUACCGGCACCAGAUGAUAAAAAGAAACAAAAGCAAAGCAAGAGCUUGCCCAAAAAUGCGACAUCUGGUCAAAUAGAGGCCGUGCAGACUCCCGCCCACCAAGCGCAACCUCAACCGCGAAGCACAGACGCAAUGUUUUCGGCAAUUGCGUCAAAGGGGGACAAGAAGUCAGCCAGAAGGAAGAAGCAAGACCAGGCUGCGGCAGUGCUAGAAGUAUUACAUAAAGGGACGUCGAAGGGAGCGGACAAGGAGGGAACGAAAGAACAAACCCCUGCCAAGGCCAAGCCUCGAAAGUCAAAGGGUAAGGAGAAGGAUGUGGCUGCUAUAGCAAAGGAGACGGAGCCUGCUGAGGAAGUGACAGAAAAUGACAAAGAGCCCGCCAAGGCUAAAACCCGGAAGUCGAAGGGCAAAGACAACCCUGUCACUCCUCGUAUUCCUGUCGCUAUUACCGAUCCCGGCACAUCCAAUGCUUUCGCUUCAAGCUCUACGCCGUCAAAAACCGUCAUUACAGCGUCCGUUCCUGGCUCGCAUGCAUCCCCGAAAUCAACAACGCCACCCCCAAGCUUCUCUCGAGCGCCAAGUACGCCUGUUUCUGAAGAAGACGUUCUUCGACACCUAUACACCCGUCUUUCCAACGGUUCAGGUCCUUUUGCCGCCUCUCUAUCUGCUCCAUCCGCAUCUGAGAUUCGAAAACGAAGGAGAGAAUCCAUGGUUGAGACUCCUUUGAGACAUAAAGUUUUAUUGCGACCAUCCGAGAGUUUGGGAAAGAAGAGAAGGAUGAGUGUCGCAAACGAGAAUGUAGAUUUGCACGAGGAGGGCGAGGACACGAUGGAGGAGAUAGACAUGCUUGCUUCUCCAGCUUUCCCAACGGCCCCUGCUGCAGGAAAGAAGGACAAGAAAGACAAGAAGGGUAAAGUGCCUGCUCCGCCUCACAAGGCACCUUCUGACCUCGCUCUAACUCCUGUACCUGAUGAUCCCACUGAGCUCCCAAUUUUCUCCGAGCUGAGAAGGAAGGAUAAGAAGAAGACGAAAGAAAAGAAGGAAGAAAAGCAGAAGAAGGACAGGAAGGAGAAAGAGAAGCAGGAGAGGGAGAAGAGCGAAACGAGGGAGAAGAACGAAGCUAAAGAGAAGGGAAAAGAGAAGGAGCAUGGAAAAGGAAGAAAAAGAAAAGGUGAAGCGCUUCAAGCUGAAACUAGCGGCCCUGCUGUUGCUCCUGCGACUAUCCCUGCAUCAGCACCGGCGCCAGCACCCGCACCUAUCCCUGUUUCUCCCGCAGCCUCCAUAUCGACCCCAGCUCCAAAUCAGAAGACACCCACAUCCUCUACUAGCAAAAAGAAGAGACGCCUCACGGAAAUCCCGAUCCCCAGAUUAUCCCCAUCUAUCAAAUCCCCUGCUGGUACAACGUCUGCCGCCUCCCCGGCAUCAUCUAAGAAAACAAAGUUGUCGCAAGGGCUUAUACCCCUGGGUAGCAGCCUGGAUACAGCUAAGAUGCAUAUGUAUGCGAGUAUGGGUAUUGUGACGCCUUCCCCGAGUUCAAAAGGUUCGUCGAAGAAGGAGAAGAAAAUUGGGAAAAGGGGGCCAAAAUGGAUUACGGAGACACCGAGAAUGUAAAGCUGGUAAAUAAUGUAACAAUGACAUUUAAUAAUGUAUUUGGUAAUCUGGCGUAGAGACGUGAUACAUGCUUCUUUAUUAAUGAUUUAACGAUUCUCUCUUCAAGAGAGCGUGCCAGUAUUCAGUGCUAUAAAGAGGAGCAACGGUCAUGUGUGCAUGAUACUCCCAGCUUUGAGAUAUGGCAGCAAUGCAACAAUAUCACGGAUAAUCCAAUCCGGCCAUCAAGUCAAUCAUCUCACCACCUGUUGAGUCGGAUUGUGAAAAUUGGGCAACGGGAG